Amaranthus tricolor (Joseph's coat) is the source of this 956-nucleotide messenger RNA. Its product is annotated as transcription repressor OFP6-like. The transcript has a single exon. The record is from RefSeq and is a predicted model, not a curated record. The coding region runs from base 87 to 662 and encodes 191 amino acids. Lineage: Eukaryota; Viridiplantae; Streptophyta; Magnoliopsida; Caryophyllales; Amaranthaceae. Gene Ontology annotation, biological process: negative regulation of DNA-templated transcription.
GCUCUCCCCUUUAUAUUCCAAGUCAAAUCCAAUCCUAUAUCCUUCCCAAUUCUUCUCCCUCUAAAUUCCCCCACUCUUUCACUAAAAUGUCUACUUCCAAAAAAAAAGUUGUUGUAAACACAGUCUCAGUAAACUUAGGUUGUAGUUGUAGAAGACCAAAACUUUCUUCAAUCUUCAACCCUAAACCAAAAUCAAAACCACCCAAAUACCAAAAAUACCAUAACUAUUCCUACACUAAUUCCUCAACUUCAAGCACUACUACUAGAAACAACUCUUCUCCUUAUGGUCAUUAUUCUAGAAACUCCGCUUUCUCACCUUAUAUGGAUACCACCACUUCCUCUUCUUCUUCCUCUAACCCAUCUUCAUAUAUGGUUCAUGGGUUUAGUCGGGUCGGGCCUAAGUCGGUUGCUGUUCAAAAGGAUUCAAAUGACCCAUAUGUGGAUUUCAGGCAGUCUAUGCUUCAAAUGAUUGUAGAGAAUGAGAUUUGUACUAAGGAUGAUCUUAAGCAACUCUUAAACUGUUUCUUGCAGCUCAAUUGUCCUACUCUUCAUGGGACUAUUAUUCGAGUUUUUACUGAGAUUUGGAAUAGUUUCUUCUUCUCAGGAAGACCUGAGUUUGCCUCCCCUCGAUUUUAUGUUAGGCCUAAAUCUUAUGAUAUUUAGGCGAAUAAAAGUAAGAUUGCGAAUCUCUGAGCUGAUAAACAGACUAAAAAUAGUGUGACUUAGAGUUGUAGUAGUUUGGUUUUACUAGAUUGUAGUAUGAAUCUUUUAAUGUUAGUAAAUUGAAUAAGAUGAAAUGAUUUCAAAUGAGUAUGUAGUAGUGUUUUGUAAGGCAUGAUCGAGUGAUUGUGACUAGCAAUUGUAAAGAUGCUUUAUUAUUUAUGGGCUUUUCUUUUGGUUCCCCAAUUUAUACUCUAUUUGUGAUAUGUGAAUAAUCCAAUUUUAGUUUUUAUUUUU